AUGCGGAGAAUGCUUCCUGCCACAGAGGCGGUCAAAAUCUACCAGACAAACUAUGUGAGAAAUGCUAGAGCCAUAGGAGUCUUGUGGGCAAUUUUCACAAUCUGCUUUGCCAUCAUCACAGUGGUGGUGUUUAUUCAGCCGUACUGGAUAGGCGACAGUGUCAACACACCACAGUCUGGCUACUUUGGGCUCUUCUACUACUGCAUAGGUAACCCCAUCACCUCAGAGCUUGUCUGCAAGGGCAGCGUGCUUGACUUUAGUUCUAUUCCAUCCGGAGCAUUUAAGACUGCCAUGUUCUUUGUGGGAACUGCGAUGCUACUAAAUGUUGGAACGAUGGUCUCCUUCAGCCUCUUCUUUUUCUGCAGUGCAGCCAGUGUGUACAAGAUAUGUGCAUGGAUGCAGACUUCAUCAGCUUUGCUGAUGGUACUGGGCUGUAUGAUUUACCCUGAUGGAUGGGACUCUCCUGAGGUAAAGCGCAUGUGUGGUGAGCAGACGAGUAAGUACACACUGGGGAACUGCACGGUGCGUUGGGCCUACAUUCUAGCCAUCAUCUGCAUCCUGGAUGCACUCAUGCUUGCACUUGUGGCCUUCACCCUGGGAAACAGACAGGACAGCCUGCUACCUGAUGAAUUCCAACUGGAGGCAGAGGAAGAUUCAAAAAAAUGAAUCCAGAAGCUGUUCUGACAACUGUGAAGAUUCACAAUGAGCAUCCC
This is a messenger RNA of Tachysurus vachellii, 713 nucleotides long. RefSeq names its product LHFPL tetraspan subfamily member 5b (gene lhfpl5b). Lineage: Eukaryota; Metazoa; Chordata; Actinopteri; Siluriformes; Bagridae. The record is from RefSeq and is a predicted model, not a curated record. Gene Ontology annotation, cellular component: plasma membrane. The coding region runs from base 1 to 666 and encodes 221 amino acids. Gene Ontology annotation, biological process: sensory perception of sound; detection of mechanical stimulus involved in sensory perception. The transcript has 3 exons.